AUGAACAAUCCCAACGAAGAAGAACCGUUAUCUAGAGCUGCAAGAGCAGCAGAAGAUCUUUACCAUCUUCGAGACACUUAUUUCCCACCCAACUCCGACGACAGAAUUUCCAAGUUGCAACACGAAUCCGAUCUCGCUCUUAAACUCCUCGAUUCCAUUCCCCCAGAACAAAGAAAAUCACCUACACAACGAGCAACAUUUGAAUAUCUUAGAGGGAAGAUUAUGGAUGUAUUUCCUGACUAUAGGAAAGAAGCUGAGGAUCAUCUAUCAAAAGCUGUUAAGUUAAACCCAUCUCUUGCAGAUGCUUGGCUAUGUUUGGGAAAUUGCAUUUGGAAGAAAGGAGAUUUAAUUGCUGCGAAGAACUGCCUCAGUCUUGCAUUAGACAAGGGUCCAAACAAAAAAAUUCUUUGUCAAUUAUCAAUGCUUAAAAGAAAAAUGUCUCAAGGUGUGGAGAAUCAAGCAGAACUGGUUGAGGAAAGCAUUCAACAUGCCAAGGAAGCAAUCACUUUGGACGUCAAGGAUGGGAGCUCUUGGUAUAAUCUUGGAAAUGCUUGCCUUACAAGUUUUUUUGUCACUGGAGCUUGGGAUCAUACUAAACUUUUACAUUCUUUAAAAGCAUAUCAAAAUGCUGAGAAAGAUGAUAGAAUGAAGUCCAAUCCAGAUUUAUAUUUUAAUAGUGCUACAGUUAACAAAUAUUUAGAGAACUACCAGAGGGCCCUUAGUGGAUUUGAGGCUGCUGCUUUAAAGGAUCCAGGUCUCAAUGCCACGGAGGAGGUUCAAAAGAUAGUCAGUUUACUUGACAAGGUGGACAAUCUUUUGAAGGGACAUGUAAGAGCCAAGCGAAUGACAUCUUUGGCUUCAUCAUUGGUUUCCGUUGAUUUGAAAUCGUCAUACAGAAGAGUUACCAUAGACCUUCUGUCAGAGGGUCCAAAUAAAGCUCUUGCAGUAGAGGGGAAAGUUUUUUUCUUUGUUAGGACUGAAGGUGUUGCUCCCCUAUACUAUUUGCUUUGUGAUUCAAAUCAAUCCUGCUUUGUUGUCUCGAUUUAUGGUGUGCGUACCGAUGUGAUUAAAGAAGGAGAUCAGCUAACAAUGCUUGACCCUUAUUUUCGUGAUGUUGAUUUGGUGUGGAACGAGAAGCAUUACCAGUUCAAGUCUAUACGCCUGGAUUUCUAUGAACAAGUGCUUGUAAAUGGAAAAGCUUUGACUCCUCAACAAGCUGUACGUACGUCAAUAUAUGCUCAACAUAAACCCUGA
Sphenostylis stenocarpa is the source of this 1254-nucleotide messenger RNA. Lineage: Eukaryota; Viridiplantae; Streptophyta; Magnoliopsida; Fabales; Fabaceae. The record is from the annotation of a GenBank genome assembly.